CAUGCUUCCUGCCCGUCCCCGUCCCAUUGAAUGCGUAUCUAGGCAGAAUGAGUCUGCCAGCGCCAGCGAGGCGCAUAGCCUCGAGAUGCCUGUUCUGCCAGAAUCUGCCCAUACGCACGAGGCCACAACAACUAUCGCCCAUAGCGACACCUGGGCGCAGAGCGGCUUCAGAUGACUCUUCUAGCGCGUCGAGAUCGAAUCCCAUUCUUGAUGAGUAUAGAAAGAACAACCCCGAAACAGCGUCAUCAGCACUGCAGCCGAGCCAGCAGAUGCCCCAGCAAGGCGACAUUGCAUCGUCAUCGAUUUUCGAGGAUCAUCGCCGAAUACAAGAGCAGCGCAGGGAGGAUGAGGAGGACGUGGAGGAGGGCAAGACCAAGAUUGGUGGUAUCACACGCGAUCCGAAUGCCAUCGCACGAGUGAUGGUGCCUGAUCCGGCGGCGCGUGAGAGAUGGGAGAGGAAGAAAGUGAUACAACUGGUGAAGAAGGGCGGCAGGUUGACGAAGCCGGAGUUCUUGAAGCGCACUGAACGAGAGCAUCUGGUCAAGAGCCACAAUAUGAAGACGAGUGUGAAGAAGCUGGGCAUGAUCGCCAGACAGAUCGCAGGGAAGACUAUCGAUGAUGCCAUCGUGCAAAUGCGAUUCAGCCCGAAAAAGGUCGCGCAGGAGGUGCUGAAGCAGCUCGAAUUCGCGCGCGACGAGGCUGUCGUAAUGCGAGGAAUGGGCUUGGCGGGUGCUGCAGAGGAGCACGCCGGAGUGCUGAACGAAAGCUCGACCGAUAUCGCUGGCACGACCGCUGCUGGCCUCGAAGCGGCACGAGGCACUCUCGCCCAGCGUAUCACAUCAGACAAUCCGAUUUCCAUCCAGCUCAAGGAUGGCAAGAGGCAUCAAAUUGAUGAUCCGAGUAAGAUUUACAUCGACCAGGCCUGGGUGGGUCGUGGUCCAUAUGGCAAAUUGCCCGAUUAUCGAGCGCGAGGAAGAAUAUUUAUCAUGCGUACACCGUGGACCAGCUUGACAGUGGUAUUGAAAGAAGAGAAGACAAGAAUACGUGAGCACGAGGAGCGCCAGGCAAAGAGACGGAAGAAGAUCACGGCACAGGUGUGGGUGCCUCUGCCUGAUAGACCUAUUCAGACUCACAGACAAUGGUACAGUUGGUAGACUUUAGACGCUUGCAAGUCACGCAUGAGGCUCGCGGGAAGGGAGGUAGAGCAUGCACAAAUACAGAACCAGGCAUCGCGAUGACAGAGACUGAG
Pseudocercospora fijiensis CIRAD86 is the source of this 1249-nucleotide messenger RNA. RefSeq lists its product as uncharacterized. Gene Ontology annotation, biological process: ribosome assembly; translation. The transcript is spliced from 2 exons. Gene Ontology annotation, molecular function: structural constituent of ribosome. NCBI's taxonomy places the organism in Eukaryota, Fungi, Ascomycota, Dothideomycetes, Mycosphaerellales, Mycosphaerellaceae. The coding region runs from base 48 to 1154 and encodes 368 amino acids. The record is from RefSeq and is a predicted model, not a curated record. Gene Ontology annotation, cellular component: ribosome; mitochondrial large ribosomal subunit.